CCGAUCCAAAGCGUCAAACUACUAAACAGUCAUUAUAUUUCACUCCCAAAUCACAUUUGUUUUUUGGUGAAUAAUUUGAGUUUUUAAACUAUUUUAAACAAUAUUUCAAGAAUUCGAAGAUGAGAGACAAAAAAAACGUGGAUUUGGCUUCGAAGUUUCACUCUGUAUUAAGACUCCCUACAAGUAUGGAUCUAGAAAAGCUUAGAGAAAAUCUCAAAGGGUACGGCCAAGAACACACAUUGAAGUAUUGGGACGAGCUUGAUGAAGAGCAACAGACAAGACUAUAUAAUGAUUUGGAAAGCAUUGAUUUGGCUAAACUAAACCACUCGUUCACAAUCACAAUGAAGGAAGCUGAGAAUCAUACCGGCGAAAAGAAAGACGAAAGAAUUACACCUAUACCUCCAAAGCAAAUAGGUAGCGUUGCUAGAGCUGGGAAGGACCUUAAGAUUUGGGAAGAUCGGGGUUUACAAGAGAUAGGUGAGGGUAAAGUUGCUGUGCUGUUGUUAGCCGGUGGCCAAGGGACGCGUUUAGGUGUUCCUUAUCCAAAAGGGAUGUACGAUGUGGAAUUGCCCUCAGGGAAGACUCUCUACCAACUACAAGCUGAAAGAAUCGUUAAACUACAAGAACUAGCUUCUAAAAAGUCUGGAAAGAAGUGCACGAUCCCUUGGUACAUAAUGACGAGCGAACACACCAAAGGUAGCACAGACAAUUUCUUCACUGAACACAACUACUUUGGUCUUGGAAAGGAGAAUAUCAUUUUGUUUGAACAACACACAAUMCCAUGUCUCACAUUCGAGGGGAAAAUAAUUCUACAGAGUCCAGGAAAAGUUGCAAGAGCUCCGGAUGGAAAUGGUGGAUUGUAUGCUGCACUGAGUUCUAGUAACAUUGUCCAGGACAUGCAGAAGCGUGGUGUUGAAUUUGUACAUGUUUACUGUGUAGAUAAUAUUCUAGUCAAAAUGGCAGAUCCAGUGUUUAUGGGAUUCUGUGUGGAGAGAUCAGCAGAGUGUGGAGCCAAGGUUGUGGAGAAGAAACAGCCGACAGAAGCAGUAGGUGUAAUCUGUGUAUGUGAUGGAAAAUAUGAGGUAGUAGAAUACAGUGAAAUUUCUCUAGCUGUAGCCGAGAGAAAAGAUGCCAAUGGAAAAUUGACCUUCAGAGAAGGAAACAUAGCCAACCACUUCUUUACAGUCAAGUUUUUAGACAGAUUUUGCAGAGAAUCGGAAGAUGAGCUCCCAUUUCACUUGGCCAAGAAAAAGAUUCCAUAUGUUGAUGAAAGUCGACAAACGGUUAAGCCUGACAAACCAAAUGGCAUCAAGCUUGAGAAGUUUGUAUUCGAUGUCUUUCAGUUUACAGACAAGUUUGCUGUACUGGAGAGUUUGAGAGAAGAUGAGUUCUCGCCAUUAAAAAACGCCGGCACUGGCAAGGACAGUCCUGCAUCAGCCARACAGUCAUUGAUCAGCCUCCACUACAGACAGAUCAUCAGUGCUGGUGGUAAAUUUGUGGACAGCAAUGGGGAGGUUCUUCCUGCUAUAUCUAAAGAUGAAGCAAGUUCAAUAGUUUGUGAGAUUUCUCCUCUUCUAUCCUACUUUGGAGAGAAUCUUGAAGAAGUUGUCAAGGAUAGAAAAUUUAUGGCUUCAGAAGUUCUUCACCUUAAGGGUCCUGGUGAAGAAGAAAAUGGUGAACCACAAUCAAAGAAAACCAAAGGAGAUUGAUUCAUGAUGGAAAGAUGAUUUUUUAAAUGUAGCUAUAGCUAGUCAAAAUAAUUCAAUGGAAGAUUCAWCAGUUAGGGCAUUCAAAUGAUUCAAAAUUGCAUACGACUUAACCAGUGUCCCUUGAGCACCUUUUUUUCAGUUUGUUAGAAUUCCAAUUGUCUUAUUAUUCUCAUUUAUAUAUUAUAGGGAUUCAAAAUUUGAAAACAAAAUUCAAGUGUUCUGCUAGGUGUCAGAAGUUAAGCAAACAACCAAAAAUUAUUAAUUCACACGUGUACAGUAGUUCAGUAUAAUCAAUGUGCRCUCUCUUGAAAGGAAACAUUAAUGGUGAACUGAACAUUAUUAAAUAGUAUUAUGUGAUAAUGAUUUCAUUAGGUUUUGACAUGAUAUAGGAGAUCAUCAACUAGCUAGAGAGUGAACAGUUUACAAUAUUACUUAAGCUACAAAAUUAAUGAUUUUUUAGGCGAUAAUUGUUCAUUUACCAUAGCAUUCUCUGAUUCUGGAUUUAAUUGAUGUGUACCGGUAAAUAUCAGGCUUAAAAGCUUACAUUUAGGGGGUACACCACAUGGGUAUUUAGGUAUUACAUUACUGACAUCAGUAUGAUGUGUAAUAGGAUUUCAGAGUAACGUAUAGCACUAGCUGCUGUGAUGUUAGCUUUUGUCAUUACUAURUAUGUCAACCAGAGAUCAAAUUCCCUGAUUAUUAUUGUGAUAAUGAUUGGAAAACUAACGAUGAUCACAGUGCUAAUGUUUGUAAACACCAACUACUGUAGUGCUACUGAACAUUAUUCUAAGAAUCUUGUUCUCAAGUGAUGCGAAAAUUUUAUUUGCACUUAAAAGCUAGGUCUUAUUGUUAUUUUUGGCUGAUUUAUUUACGGGUUACAGAUACAAUCCUUGCGAAAAUUGUUGGCACAGGAGAAAGGCCCAUGAGACAGCACUUUCAUUUCAAAACCACGGUGGUGUUUGGUGUUUGGGGAAGGGGGGGAGUUUUUAUUUAUAAAAGAAUCGCGAGUCAUAUUCUUGUGUGAAAUGAUAAUAUCAUGCUAAGCUUGAAUCAGCAAGGAUUGUACAUGUAGUUUUAACAAAAAAAUUGUGCACAUGUAUGUACUGUACAUCCACUGGCUUAACUCAUAAUUUGCAUAUUUCAUGCACCACAGACAGGAAACACUGUUCACUGAAAUUUACUGAAAGUGGAGUGAUGUUAAUUAACACGUGAAACGAAGUUGUAUUAGUGGGUAAUAGUCAUAAUUCCCUGCUAGCAGAGUCUCUCUUCUCUUUCUCUCCCUUCUUUUAGGCGGGGGGAAGGAGACUCUGCCGAUGUAGAGCUUUUCCUUUGAUACACUGCUGUCCACGAUUGUGGACGAACAAAACCAGUUUUAAAACCGAUUACAUGUAGUGCGCAUGAGCAAAUGUAACACACYGUGGCGCCAAACAUCGUUUGACGAGAGYGGCUGUCAAAAUCAUGACAGUGUUGCUAAGUUACGCCACGCAUGCAAGACAGAAAUAACGUCCUACAUCAGCAGAGUCUAUUUUUCUCUCCAAAACAAAACACAAAGGAAAAUAGGCUCUGCUAGCAGGGAAUAGUCAUAAGAAAAAACAAACAAACAAACAAUGGAAUUAGUGUCUACUAUUAUGUAUUAUACUUACAAUACUUUCACAGGUUAAGUAAAGUCACUAUUAAUCUUAGACCACUAUGUAAUGGUGUGUACUUUCUGUAUGAGGAAUUAAUAAAAAUCUAAAUUUUUA
This is a messenger RNA of Actinia tenebrosa (Australian red waratah sea anemone), 3451 nucleotides long. RefSeq names its product UDP-N-acetylhexosamine pyrophosphorylase. Gene Ontology annotation, molecular function: UDP-N-acetylglucosamine diphosphorylase activity. The record is from RefSeq and is a predicted model, not a curated record. NCBI's taxonomy places the organism in Eukaryota, Metazoa, Cnidaria, Anthozoa, Actiniaria, Actiniidae. Gene Ontology annotation, biological process: UDP-N-acetylglucosamine biosynthetic process.